AUGGAAUUGUCUGGAGUGGUGCCAUCAUUGCAGACCUUGGGUGAUCGUCCCACGGCUGGCCUGAUAGUACGAGGAGUCGGAGAAUGGGCGUGGGUGGUGAAGACCCUUGGAAUGACAGUUAGUUGGGUUUGGGCGCAGAAGGAAGACUGGCUUCCUACUUGCUUAAAAUCAGAAUUGCCGGAAGUAGUUAUGACGACUAAUCGGAACCGGUUAUCCACAGUAAAUGUUAUUCUAUGUGAGCACAAACCCCCUAGCUGGUUGGCGGCCUGGGAUCAAGCGAACUUGAUCGUGUCUACAAUGGAUGGUAGCUUUUUGAGGUCCAAGUGGUCUAAGAGGAUCAAGAUGACGCACAAUGAGUUGGGAGGACUGACCACAGCUUCUGUGCACUUACAGGCCUACAGCUCAAUCGAUCGAAAAUGGAUUCAACUGCCCCCAUUGCAGACUCUUCUCACCACGGUUUAUUCUGUGGCCAGUGACACAGUUGAUAUGGGUACUAAGGUAUCAGGGCCAAAGGUUUCGAUGUUGAUGGGAAAAUCGAGAGUCCAACGGAUGGCUCCCAACACUUACCAUGGGGGAGGCUUGUACCCAUUGGAUGGAAAGCCAGGAGUAAAGCCGUUUUUCAUAUUGAGAUCGGUCUUGGUUAAUGGAUGGGUAAGGCGAAGGUUGACAACGGUGGAAGAAUGGACAGUAAAGGAUGCGCCAGUGAGAAUAGUGAAGUUAGCUCAAGAGGCAGGGGAAGAUAUGAACCGGCUGUGGAAGUCAUUAAGACCUGGGCGGUGUCUGGAACAUGGAUUACGCCAUCUGCUAUCAGGGAUCGGUGUAACUGAUAGGGAUGGGCGGAUUUCCAAGAAGUUACUCACCUUCGGACGUGCCGAAAAGGAACCCCCAACUGGAGUCUCGGUAAAGCGUGGGAUUGCCAAAAUUACGCGAAGCUUGAAUGAAACAUCCUUGAGAAAGGAAUCGAAAAAGCUGAAGCAUAAACGGAUAUCCGCAUUCUGA
Cylindrotheca closterium is the source of this 999-nucleotide messenger RNA. The record is from the annotation of a GenBank genome assembly. Lineage: Eukaryota; Bacillariophyta; Bacillariophyceae; Bacillariales; Bacillariaceae.